Messenger RNA from Trypanosoma brucei brucei TREU927, 210 nucleotides. It is a transcript of the gene Tb927.3.960, whose product is annotated as protein transport protein Sec61 gamma subunit, putative. Gene Ontology annotation, biological process: post-translational protein targeting to membrane, translocation; protein targeting. Gene Ontology annotation, cellular component: Ssh1 translocon complex; membrane. The record is from RefSeq and is a predicted model, not a curated record. Gene Ontology annotation, molecular function: transmembrane protein transporter activity. The transcript has a single exon. NCBI's taxonomy places the organism in Eukaryota, Euglenozoa, Kinetoplastea, Trypanosomatida, Trypanosomatidae. Bases 1 to 210 code for a protein of 69 amino acids.
AUGGAUUUCCUGGAUGAAACCGUGAUCCACCCCAUGACUGCCUUUGCGCGCAACAGCCGCAUGCUUGUGCGUAAAUGCCAGAAGCCAAAUUACAGCGAGUUCAACGCCUCAGCCAUGGCCACACUCGUGGGGUUUGUGGUGAUGGGCCUUUUAGGCUUCUUCGUUAAGGUUGUUUUCAUUCCAAUUAAUAAUGUUGUACUCGGCGCUUGA